GGCUUGCAGUUUAGACAAUAUGUCGAAUAUGUUUGUGCGUUUCGUGCGCUAAUUUCGUUUGAUUUCGAUAGAAACAGAGAAUUGUUGCAAGAAACACGUGCACAGUGAUCUUGGAUUCACAUUUUAAGUCACAAAAUGCAUUGACGCCAAAAUCGAUGGCUAAAUCAUGCGUCUCUUAAUGAUUUAGAUAUACGAAUUACGCGAUAGAUAAAACUUAGAUAGACAUUAAAACUUUAUCAAUGGCAGAGGAAGAAAGAGGGCCUCUUUCAGAAAAAGAUGACACCCAAUCAAAUGAUACCACCCAAUCAAAAGAUGCUUAUGUACCAGAAGAACCAACUCCAGAUACCUCAAUUUGCUUGUCAGACAUACAAAUGCCAGAAACACCAGAGAGUACCAAAGGGCAAAUAAGCGAUGGAGAUACAUCAAGAUUAGAGAGCCCAAAGACGCUGAAACCAGUGCUUGGAAAAAUUCAAGCAAAAAAACGAUUAAUGGCAUUUGCUAAUCAGUUUAAAGUAUUAUCCAAGUCCCAAAUUAAAUCAAAUUUGCAGCAUUCUACUGGAGCUUUAAAAAUAAAAGAUAAAACAGUACAAGAUGAUACAAACACAAAUAAAUCACGGAAAAAAACAGAAGAAAAGAUUUUAGCCAUUGAAGAAAUUCGAAGAGAAGAAUCUAAAAGUAAAAUGUUAGCCAUGGCAUUCAUGGCAGCAGCAAGUAUGGAAAACGAAAAUCAUACUGGCAAAAAUACAUCUGAUUUAUUGGCGAGUAAAAGACAUGCAAAAGUAAAGAGCAGACAUGAAGGAAUAAACGACUUUCGCAAAAAUAGAUCAACAAUACACCGAAAAUAUUCAGAAAGGCAUCGACAUCGUGAUAAAACUGAUAGGAAUAGUUCGAAUCGUGAAGUAAAAGAUCGAAAUGAAAGUACUGAACGUUCUAUGCAAAAAUCUCAAGAUAAAGAAAUACAUAAGAAAGAUAAAAAAAGAAAAGAUGAGAGAGAUAGACGAGACGAUAACAAGGUGGAUACAAGUCGUGAUAAGAAAGAGGAAGAAAAGGAUAGGAAAGAAAAUGAAAAAGAGAAACGAGAGGAGAUGAGAGAAAGAAGAGAAGGAACAAAAAAUAAGAAAGAGAAUAUAAAAGACAAACGAAAUGAUAUAUUAGAAAUGGAAACAGAAGAUAAGGACAAAAAGGAAAAAGAUAAAGAUAAAUGGAAGGAAAAAGAAUUAUUGAAGUGUAACUCAUGGAUAGAAUUACAAAAAUCUGGUUUAACUCUUGAUGACAUUGGUCAUCUUAGAAGACGCGAUAAUACAGAACGAUUUAUAAGAAAUAGAACAGCACAAGAUUAUGCACGUCAUCUCGAACAUAUGUUAAUGUUGAACAAUUAUCAUUUGAAACGUCAAGCAUUAAUAGCUGAAGGACUUGAUGGCCCUAAAAAGUAUCCACCUGAAUCAAUUAAAACGACAAAACGAGCAAAGGGAGCUCAGUUAUUGUAUUGUGAAAAUCCACGCACGUCCCUUUUUUUAUGCAUUUCGCAACUUCUGCAAGCUGUGUCUCCUGAACGUCGCGAAAAAAUACGAGACAUAUGCGAGGCGUCUUCAUCACGAUGUGAUACAGAAGAUACAGCGCCACAAAAGCGUAAUUGGUAUCAGCAAAUAAAUGCAAUCAAGUAUCAGGAUACUAAGUGCCAAGUAACAGUACAACUUCCUAGAUCAAAGUGGGACAGCGAAGAUGAAGAAACAACAUCUGUCAGUGCAACGAAAGAAGAGAUUAAAAAACCAAUAAAUAAAUUACACAUUUCCGUGGCUCAACAAGACAGAUGUUCUACAUCCUCCAGCACAACUGAUGAAGAUAAGAUUGAUAAUAAAGCCGAAGACACUAAAGUAGAUAAUGAAUCCAGUGAAAAGACAAUCGACAAUACAACAACAAAUGAUGAAGCUUCAAAAUCGCCUUUGCUACAAUCUACUGGAGAUGAAAAGCUAGUUUCAGAAUAUGAACAAUUCAUGAAGAUGGUAUGCACUGUAACUGAUGUAACUAAGGAAUAUUUGCCAAAAAAAAAUCCUGUUAAAACUACUUCCCCACAUAGUUAUCAUGAAUUCAAUAUAGAAUCUAACUUGGCAGAAGAUAAUACAGACAUUGAAAUACCAUUGAAAGAGAAAAAAGACAAACUGCAAACUUUAGAAGGAUCAAUAAAGAGUAUAGAAUGUGAAGAGUCCACUAUAUCCACAGAUUGUCAAAUACAGAUUGAAAAUAUGCAAAUUGAGCAUACAAAUAGCAACGACGAAUCUGAAGAUUCUAAAUCAAUACCCAGUGAUUGGGAAAACGUUAGAAUCAAAGUUGAACGUUUAAGCGACGAGAACACUGAAUCAAGAGAAAUUAAGAAAAAGAAAAAAAAAAAAGUAUCUAGCAGUGAUUCGUCUAGUAGUACUAGCUCCUCAGAUUCGGAUAAAGAAAAGAAAAGAAAGAAACGCAAACGGAAAAUAUUGAAUAAUUCGUCUUCCUCAGACUCCGAUAGCACAGACAGUAGUAGCAGUAGUAGCAGCUCCAGUAGCUCGGACGAAAAAAGAAAAAGAAGACGGAAAAAGAAAACAGUUGGAAAGAAAAGAAAGAAAGCCAGACGCGCUGUGCGAACAAAGAAAAAGCGAAGGAGGAAGAUGAGCACUGAUUCCAGUAGCAGUGAUUCAGAUGAACGGAAGAAAAAGAAGAAGAUUAAAAAGAAGCUAAAGGAAGCACAAUCUAUUAAUAAUGGGGAUAUAAGCAAAAUAAUAUCUAAGUCUGCUGUAAUAGAUUCACCUUCAGACGAGAUAAAAGUAUUACAUUCAGGAACUUCAAUAAAGAAGAUUAAAGAAGAAGCUAAAGAUAAAAAAAGAACUGAUCAAAUCACAUCAAUAAGAAAAACUAUUACUAGUAUGAGUGUACAUGAUAAUGAAUGCAUCAAACAAUGGGAAGUAGAUUCUAUGAUUACACUGCAGCCAAAUGAUAGUGAGUCAAGUCGAGAUCAUAUUGGUGAAUUGGAAAAGAUGGAUGGAUCUGAAAAAAGUACACAUCGAAAGAAAAGAAAGCGUAGUCGAGAUAAUAUGCAAGACAAAGAAAAGUCAUCUAAAAUCAAUGAAGAAAGAAUUUAUCAAGGAAAAGAAAGAUCAGAUGAGGAACUUGAGAUGAAAAAAAAGAAAAAAAGGGAGAAAGAUGUUAGAAGCAGCACUGAGUUUCUUGCAGACUGGGAAAGGGAAGGUGAGCGUAUUAAUCAACAAAUAAUACAAAACGAAGUUAAAUUUUCAAAAAAAUUGGAAAAAAGACACAAAAAGGAAAAAUGGGGAGAAACAUAUUUUGAUACAUUGAAUGUGCCAUCUUUGACACAGCUUGAAAAAGAGGUAUGCCAAAAACAACUCUUAGCUGAUGAGUGGGAAGUGGAUAGCUUGGAAGCAAUAUCAAUAGCAGAUCUGAGUGUGAACAAACGCAAAAGCAAUCAGAGUGUAUUAAAGAAGAUAGAAAAAGAAGUUAGAUAUGAUGAAAAAACAGAUACUUAUAUUGCAAUAGAAAAGGAAAGUGCGAAAGAAAUGAAAAAAAGACAGGAACGUUUGUACGCAAUAAGAAUAUGGGAAGAGGAACAAGAGGAAGGUGAAAAAGAAGAGUUGAUGCUCUUGAAGCAGAAGAAUAAGCAUAAAAAAGACGAUUGGGAUAUAGAAGAGGAAUCAUUUUUAUGUAAGAAUAAUGAAGAAAUUUGUAAAUCUAACGACAUUGUCGGGAUAGAAAAAGAAUGGAUUAAACCAAAUGAAGAUACAAGUGUUAAGGAAGAUUCAAAUAAGUUGGAAAUAAAACUUGAAUCAAUUGGUUCUAAGCGAAUUAGAAAGAGUCGUUGGGAUAUGGGCUCGCAUUCCGAAGAGAAAUCAGAAACUAAAGAUAUAUGGGAGGAAGAUUAUCCAGAAUGGUCCAAAAUUAAUAAAUGUGAACAAAAAAAUGAAGAAACAGAAAAAGGAGAUUUAUGUGCUGCAAUUUAUUCAGAAAAUUCAGGUAAAUCUGAUCUGAUAGAUUUUUAUCAUAAAAAAUCGCAAAAUAGAGAAUCACUAGAAAGAGCUUGGACAUCGGAAGAAAUGGCAACUAAACCUGUACAAACAAAGAAAGUAGAAGACACAUUAGUGAAAACUUUAAUUUCUGCGAAAACAAAUGAUGAGCAGAUUGCAUCUUCCAAGGAGCAUCAAUUUAAAGAAAUUUUGGAUUUGAAUGCAAAAUUUAAAGAGAAAACCAUAGAAUUAUAUAGUCCUAGCUCUCCAGCACUUUCUCAAAAAUCUCAGGACAUAGAAGGAUCUAAUGACAGCUGUAAUUCUACUUCUUUGCCUUGUAAGAAAAAGAGAAAAGAAAUGUUGGUUGAAACAAAAGAACUAUCAAUUCCUUCUGAUGGUAUACCAUUACAAUUAACAAAACUACGUGAUACAAAACAUGAAGCAAAUGAAAAGAUUGAAGACAUUUUAGACAAAGUACAAUUGGAUGAUAAAAACUCUGCUCAAAAAUUUGACAUUAAAAAAACUGAUGAUUUGUUUGACGAUUUAUCGAUAAAUGAACUGUGUCCAAAAGCGCAUAAUUCUCAAUCAAUAUGUAUGGAUAUUUUUGCCGAAUAUAAAUCAGAAGGAUCACAUAAUAAACAACGUAUUAUAAAUUCCAACGUAAGUUCGACAACACAUACAAAAGAUGAUGAAACGAAUGCAGAAAAAACCGCACUUAAACUUAUUCCUAAACAGCUUCUGAUACGACGUUCUAACGAACAAGUAAAGCCGAUGAAACGUAUCCUAGAAACACCGUUACAGGAUCCUGUUCAGCAUGCGGCGGCACUAUUGACGAUACAAAAAAAAUUACUAGAAUCACACAUAUUAGAAAAUGAUAUUCAAAAAUCACCGAAUGAAGAACCAGCAAAUCAAUUUAAAUCGACGUAUAAUGCGGAAAAUAAUAGCAAAGUCGAUAAAUUAUUAGACACGACUGAAUUUGCUGUGGCCUCCAAGUCAUCGGUAAUAGCACGACAAUCUCCAGCUUCGGAAAAGGUGAUUUCCAUUCGAUCUGGACAGUCUGAAAAUUACAAUAACAAAGAAAGUAAGAAUGACGUAAAAAAAUAUAAAACAAAUCGAAAUCUUAGUGAUAUUAACGUCCCAUCGGGUGCACGAUCUCCCGUUAGAGAACAUAGAAAAAAAAGUCCUGGUAAGAAAGAGAGCGAGAAACGAUAUUCGCAUGAUUACAGUAAAGAUAAAAAAGAAAAAAGAUCUGAUGAUGGAGAAAAAUCCGACAGAAGGGACAAUAAAAAUUUCAAAACGGACUUUGCCGAUGAUCGAAGAAAAUCGAGUCCUUCAGGACGAGGAAAGAGAAAAAGAAGCGGAAGUCCAUAUGCCUCGUGGGAACGACAAGGAAGCGGUAGUAGAAGUCCCGGUCACAGUUGGAGCAGAAGUCGUAGCAAGAGUCCGAAGAGGAAAGACGAAGCUACUACCAGUAUGCGAGAUAGAGAUAGAGAUAAGAGAAGAGAGAGAUAUGACGACGAACGAUCAAAUAGAUCACGAACAGAUGAAAGAAGAGAAAGAUAUAUGCGAUCUUCACCGCGCUCCUAUAAUGAAGAUAAUUUCAAGAAGCAUGGCUCAUCCUCUAAAGGUAAUCGUGAAGAUUGGGGUAGAAGGAGAUAUGAUAGUGUAGAUCGUGAGAAAGAUGUUAGAUCUUAUGAUCCAAUGGAGUUGUUGAGAGAGAGAACGAUGGAAUCUGAGAAAUAUAGAGAUAACAGAUUUCACACAGAAGAAUUAGAUCAUACAUUUUGGCAGUAUGAAAACAGCAAUAUCUUGCGAGAUGGCAAUGAAUCUAUGGAUUCUUAUGCCACUGGACAAGAUUUGCCUGCCGAGUACGAAGAUCGAGCGUAUUACAGAGAAGAAAGUCUGGAAAGGAAUUUGAUACAGUGUUCGCCUCAACCACUAUCAAAAUAUAGGAGAAGCCAAGGUAGAUCGAGCGCAAGAAGGGAUUGGCAAUGGGAAAAAGAUAAAGGCUCCAUUUCGGAUUUGGAUCGUCAUGGACAUAGAUUACGAAAUCGUACACCACCGCGAUCGAGAUAUUCACCAAAGCGACAGGAACGAUUCCGACGAAAAUCCAAAUCACGUUCAAGAUCUUGGUCACAGUCUAGAUCGCGGACACGAUCUAGAUCACGGACACGAUCUAGAUCGCGUUCUAGAUCAACGUCAAGAUCAAGACCAAGGAUGAGAUCGCGGUCAAGAAGCAGAUCUCCGUCGGAUUUAAGAUCGAGAGCGCGAUCAAUCUCUAUGUCAAGAUUGAGAAGCCCAGAACGUGGAUUGAGAAUGUCUGAAUUGCGAUCUUCCAGAUCUCCCUCGCCUGGAAGGAGUAGACUGAACGAAAUAGGAAGGGAAAGGAAGGACAAGGACGAAAACAGAAAGCUUAAUGUUUGUAGUGAAAGGGGUAGACGUAUAGAAACUAUAGUUCAGUCGGGAGUUGCACAAGGAACGAACAUUUUAGACUCAGAGAUGGGUAUUAGUGGCAAUAUGGACGCAACAAAUUUCCAAUAUCUAAAUGAGAUUGAAGGUGGAAAUGAAUAUUAUUAUACAGAGAAUAAUUUAACUUAUCCUCCUUGUAUAGAUGAAUCAACCACCAGUUCUCCGAAACGCUUAUCGCUUGAUGAUAGGUUAGAAUUAGAAUUAGGUAUUAAGAAACAACAUAACAAGGAUUCCACUGGAAUAUCUUCAGAUUAUUCUUCUAACUUCAAUCCCAAUGUUAUUGCGUAUCCGUCUCCUCCCCAACAACAGCAACAGCAAGUGAUGUACAGACAACAGCCUACUGUUUUACAAGUUGGGAAUGUUUUGCAAGUGGUUCCUGCCGACUUCAAUGGAGUGCAAUCAUUACGACGAGAAGUACCUGCAGCCUGUACGACUCCGCCUGUGCGGCCCGGAUCCAGCCAAGUGGUACGCGUAGGUAAUGUUCUUCAAGUAGUUCCCACGUCGUUAGACUGGAGUGGCCAAUCGACGACUGCAGAUCAAUCGAAUGGACUUUUGUAUUCCUCAACAGUGCCGGCACCUUCGCCAUCUUCAGUUCCCAUGUCCGUACCUGUACCUGUUCCAGUUCCAUUGCCUGUUCCGCCUACCGGAAACACUCUCACUCCUAUUGCGACUGUCGCACCCGCUGCUCCACUGCAGCUAUCAUUGCCAAUACCUGUUCCCGUCCCGGUUCCAAUCCCUCCUGCGACAGCAACAGUGUUUCCGAGAAAUGAAAUUCAGUCGCAAAAAAUAGUUCAACCAGUGUAUAAUUACGAAGCUAUACUUGAGACACGCCGCAAGGAGCGAGAGGAGCGUAAAAGAUUACGUGAGUUACGUAGGAAAGAAAAGGAACGCAAAAGAAUAGAGCGGAUUAAUCGACGAGCUCUGCGAUUACUGGAAAAGAACAAUACAUCGCAACCAGUAAGUGAGAUCUUGUUAGAUCGUCGUAAGGGUUCUGUUGUGGAUCCAUCGGUUUUGAAAGCGUUGAAAGAGGGAGAAGAACAAGCCGAAACUGAAUCCCCAUCCCAGACUAUUUCUACAAAAGAGGAAGAGGAGGAAGCAGCAGUAGCAGUAGCAGCAGCAGCAGCAGCAGCAUCAUCUAUAAAGGAGGAAGACGAAGACGCUGCCGCAGACGAAGACGAAGAUGAUGAUGAAGAUGAAGUCGAAGCCGAAGCGGAAGAUGAUGAGGAAGAAGAAGAAGAAGUGGAGGAUGAGGAUGAAGAUGAUAAUGAUGAUGACGAAAAAUCAUCGCAAAUAAUUAAUCAACGUAUCGAAGUUGAUGAAGCUACAAUGUCCGCUGACAUGAAUAAAGAUCAAGCAGAAAUUGAAACUACAAAAGAAUGGCCAGAGUUACCACCUCCUCCAUUAAAAGGCAUUUUGAUUGCACCAGGAUUUAGAAGAGAUUCAAUUCCCAAUGGCAAUUUGGAUGAUUUAUCGGAUGUAAAUGACGAUAUCAAGGACAAUAGCGACAAAGAAGAGGAGACGGAUAAGAAUAAUGAAUGUAACAAAGACGUGGGACCUGAUGCUAAAUUUAGUAAAUCAGCAAAACUACUGAAAAAGACAAACAGAAACAAAAAAUCAGUUCAGUUUGCUGAUGGCAUAAAACCUGGUGAAGGCACGAGUCCCAGCGGCGGCGAAGGCGACAUGCCCUCACCACCACCUCCCAAAAGAAUAGAUUUGCGUGAAGGACUCAAGGAUUUAAGAAGAGACAAAAUUUAUUCACGGAAGAAUAGAAAGCAGGAGAAAAGAGCGAGAUUACCAAAGACGAAGAAGAAAGUCAAGGUGAAGAUAAUUAAGUUGAAAAAACCGCGCGUUACUCCAUUGACAGCCAUGAUGAUGGACGACUCUGACGAAAUGGAUGAUCGUUCGCCACCUCCACCGCCUCCUGGUUCUCCACCGCCGCCACAUCUGUGGCCUAGCUAUCUAUCCGUUUACAAUACAACGGUUCGAACAGUCGAACAACUACACACUAUAACUCCUACUUUGACAACUGUUCAAACUCCACCACCGCCGACUCCAUUGCCUCUUCUGGUCCCGCCUCCUCCAUUAAAUUAUACCAUCCAACCUUGCAAUAAAGCUUAAAAUAACACUAA
Cataglyphis hispanica is the source of this 8590-nucleotide messenger RNA. Its product is annotated as trichohyalin-like. The record is from RefSeq and is a predicted model, not a curated record. Bases 240 to 8579 code for a protein of 2779 amino acids. The transcript has 19 exons. NCBI's taxonomy places the organism in Eukaryota, Metazoa, Arthropoda, Insecta, Hymenoptera, Formicidae.